Molecule: messenger RNA, 1584 nt
Organism: Phlebotomus papatasi
Lineage: Eukaryota; Metazoa; Arthropoda; Insecta; Diptera; Psychodidae
Exons: 2
Coding region: 1-1584 (527 amino acids)
Source: RefSeq, a predicted model, not a curated record
AUGGGGGUUGUGCAAAGAAAACUAUACCGAUUGCAGGGUAGAGUACGUACUGAGGAGGGUGAUAAAUCGGGGUUUCUUACGAAUAUCAGUGGCGUAGAGAUUCCUCCGGAAGUGGUGCAGUUGCUCCAGUUAGGGCCCAAAUUUUCUCUUCCCCCUUGUGGACUCCCGCUUCUCCAUCUCAUUGCCGACAUAGAAGAGGUGGUGGGUAGUGCUGAGUGUGUGGGGAGAAGGGAUGUCCUGCGGGCUGAUCUGGUAAAUAUUCUACAAAAUGCCAUUCACGGUACUUCUCCAGCUGAUCCAUUCGAAAGAAGACUUCGUGAAUGGAUGAAGAAAACGGCUGAAUUUGGCCGGGAACAGGGGAGUGGCUUGGCAAUCCUGCAAUCCGACAAGGGUAAUAGAACUGUGAUCAUGAGCAGGACUGAGUACGAUGAAAAAAUGAGAGUAUUAGUACAGGACACUAGCACCUAUGAAGAAAUUAGCAGGGAUCCAACUUCAAGAUUCCAAUUGAGAAAUAAUGAUCUGGUGAGAGCUGUGUAUAAUAAGGAGAAGAUAAAUAGUUAUCAAAAAUCACAAUUAACUACUUACAAGGCAAUUGCCCCUCGGAUUUAUGGUCUCCCAAAGGUCCAUAAACCAGGAGUACCGCUGAGACCUGUCGUUUCCUAUAUAGGAAGCCCUAAUUAUGCUCUCGCCAAGUUUGUGGCCUCCCUGCUCUCACCCCUAACGGAUAGUCCAUAUAAUGUAAAGAAUUCCCUGGAGGUUUCACGUUUUGUUACGGGGCAGGUCCUGCCUGAGGGAUACAUCGUGGUGAGUUUGGACGUUGUCUCCUUGUUCACAAAUGUCCCCAUUGACUUGGUUAUGAGCGAGAUUGAGGUACGAUUCCACGAAAUAGAACCCCACACGCCAUUAGAAAAAUCAGAGGUGCUGCAACUCGCGGAAUUUUGCCUGAGAUCAGGGUAUUUUACCUAUGCAGGUAAAUUUUAUCUUCAGAAGGAUGGUGUGGCUAUGGGAUCCCCUAUAGGCCCAAUCGCGGCGGACAUAGCAAUGCAAAAGGCACUGAACACGAUAUUGGAGGACCCUCCGUUUCGCAUAGGUUUCGUGAGAAAGUAUGUGGAUGACCUCCUGGUGUCGGUGCAUGUGGAUGAUGUGGGCCCUCUGAUGUCACAAUUUAAUGCUUUUCACCCUAAAAUUCAAUUUACGGUGGAGAAGGAAUGUGAGGGUGUCCUGCCCUACCUUGACUUAACAAUACAUAGAGAUGCGACAAAUACCCUUAGCACUGUCUGGUAUUGCAAGCCAAAUUCCUCCCAAAGGAUGCUAAACUAUUAUAGUGCACAUCCACAAAGCACCAUCAUCAAUGUGGGGAGGAACCUCAUAGGCAGGGCACGUUUAGUCACCACGAAAUCUGGAGUAAAUUUGGAUCCCGUCAUGAGAGAUAUUCUCAAGAGAAAUGAUUUUCCUGAGAGAAUUAUUAGGAGACUACUCAGGGAGUCCUCACCACAAUCGGGUAGAUCAUCCCCGGCUCAGAUCCUACAGUCUGAGAGAUUCUUCACUCUCACCUACAUCAAAGGUGAAAGACCCAGUUCCUAA